Messenger RNA from Penicillium antarcticum, 2118 nucleotides. Its product is annotated as aromatic amino acid ammonia-lyase. The transcript has 2 exons. Gene Ontology annotation, molecular function: ammonia-lyase activity. Gene Ontology annotation, biological process: L-phenylalanine catabolic process. Lineage: Eukaryota; Fungi; Ascomycota; Eurotiomycetes; Eurotiales; Aspergillaceae. The coding region runs from base 1 to 2118 and encodes 705 amino acids. Gene Ontology annotation, cellular component: cytoplasm. The record is from RefSeq and is a predicted model, not a curated record.
AUGUACGACAAGACAGAACAAGGUCUGCAGAAAUACUUGACUGAUCGGGCAUUGGGUCUAACCCAUAUGACCUUAUCAAGCUCGGUACAAUUCAAUAAGAUGAUUCAGGGGAAGGAGAAGAUUACGGUUGAUGGACAAUCAUUGGAUAUUGUCUCUGUCUUUGCAGUCGCAAGAUGCCAUGUUGAGCCAUCUCUCACGGAUGACCAGAAAGUCCUAGCUCGUGUCAACCAGAGCAUUGACUUUUUAACUCAAGAGCUGAAGGCCGGCCAUACUGUAUAUGGUGUUACAACCGGAUUUGGUGGCAGUGCCAACACUCGCACUGCUGAUUAUGAAACAUUGCAAAAAGCAUUGAUUCAGCACCACAACAGUGCAGUGGCAUUCCCUUAUCCUUCCAGCCAAUCUCCCAACGGUGAAAACACCACUUUGAAUGACUUGAAAAGCCACAUCAUGCCUACAUCUACUGUCCGAGCAGCAAUGCUGACUCGAUGCAACUCUCUCUUGCGCGGUCACUCGUCAGUUCGGGUUGAAGUCAUCAAAACAAUUAUUGCCCUCUUGGCAAAGGAUAUGACCCCCGUUGUUCCUCUGCGUGGUAGCAUUUCCGCUUCUGGCGACCUCACGCCCUUGGCAUACAUUGCCGGUGCGCUGGAGGGAAACCCAGAUAUCCUGAUUCAGCGUCCCACAGCCAAUGGGUAUGAAAAGGUUCCAUCCAACAAAGCCUUGAGUGAAGCAGGCCUCAAGUCUCUCACUUUUGGGCCUAAAGAAGGCCUGGGAUUGCUCAAUGGAACAGCCUUCAGCUCUGGUUCCGCUAGUCUGGUGAUGUUCGAGGCAAACCAGCUGAUCCUUUUAUCCCAAGCUUUGACAGCCAUGGGAACCGAGGCAAUGAUGGGGAACCGCCUUAACUACCAUCCUUUCAUCUCCGAAGUCCGCCCCCACAACGGCCAGAGCGAAGCUGCUGCCAACAUCUUUGAUCACCUCGAAGGAUCAAAGCUAGCAAUCGACGAAGGACCCGGUGGAGAAGCCAAACUUGCUCAGGAUCGAUACGCCUGGCGCACCGCUCCACAGUGGAUUGGCCCCCAAUUGGAGAAUAUGAAAUUGGCCGCUGAGCAGUUGCAAACCGAGCUCAAUUCUACGACUGAUAAUCCUCUCGUAGACCCCUCCAAUGAGAAAGUCUACCACGGUGGAAACUUCCAGGCUGUCUCGGUUACCUCUGCUAUGGAAAAGACCAUGUCUGCUAUGCAGAUGCUGGGGAAGAUGUUCUUUGCUCAAUGCUCUGAAUUGAUCAAUCCUAUGUUGAGCAAUGGAUUGCCUCCAAAUCUGUGUUUCGAUGAUCCGAAUAUCUCGUUCGCUUUCAAGGGUAUUGACAUCAACAUGGCUGCGUAUAUGUCAGAGCUGGCGUAUCUCGCCCACCCUGUCAGCAAUUAUGUUCAAAGUGCCGAGAUGCACAACCAGGGUCUCAACUCUCUGGCGUUCAUCGCUUCUCGCUACGCGGGCGAUACUGUUGAAUUACUUUCCCUUAUGACUGCCACAUACCUCUACGUUAUUUGUCAGGCUCUCGAUCUGCGUGCCUUGCAUCUGGAAUUUAUCAAUACCGCCCGGCCCCAGGUUGACCAAAUUACCAAGGAGAUUGUCACCCCAGAGGACCAAAGCGUCUCAAUUGAAUCGGUUCAAAAAGACGUAUGGGACGUAUUGAUGGGCCAGUGGGCACAGAACAGCUCCAAGAACCUGCCUGAGCGUAGCUCCACGACCGUGGCAUCAUCCCUCGGACAGGUCCUGCAGCUUGUUGGUGCAAACAGCCUCAAGAUAAACCCUCAGCAGUGGAUGAAACAAGUGGAUGAUGUUCUGGUUGGGUCAUACGCAGCCACAGUGAAGCAAUUCCUGACUGCAACCACCACGAAACAAUAUCUCGGUACUUCAUCAAAGAUUCUUUAUGAGUUCGUUCGAGAGACUCUGGCUGUUCCCAUGCAUCGUGGAGUCAUUGAUCACCCAACUUACGACUCUGGCGAGCCGGCUUCCGAGAAGAAGACUAUUGGGUCGAACAUUGCUCAAGUGUAUACUGCCUUGCGCGGUGGAAAGUUUAUGGAUGUCCUUUUGAGAUGCCAUGCAGUCACAGGCAACUGA